CUAAUAUUUCAGCAUUAAUAACAUAAACUAAAUUUUUUUUACCGAAACUAUAUACACAAGUAACUCAAUGAUGUAAGUGCAUGAUAUUCAAAUAAUUACCGAUUCUUAUCAUAUGAUAUCCAUUAAUGAUUAGAUGUAAAGUGAAUAGAAAGAUUAUUUACAUGGAAUGAAGUUUCACAACUUCACCACAUAAAAUAUUCUUUCUAGGAAAAAGAAAACAAAAAAAAAGAAAGAACAAAUAUACAUAAAUAAACCGACAAUAAAAAUCAUUCAUAUCAUUUUAUUAAUAGUUUACUUAUCAAUAAUAUAAAUAAUUUGUAUUUUAUGUAAAAGAACGAAAGUAAGAAGUUAAAUAUAUAUUCCACAAUUGAUCAUUCCAUAUAUCUUCCAAAUUCUAAUUUUUUUUUCUUUCUCUUUCUUCAUUUUGUCCUUUUUCUGAAGUAAACAAUUAGUUCAUGCACUAGUGAAUACAUUGUAUAUACUUAUCUUUUUUUAAUAUUUAAUAACCAAUCAAAUUUUAAUGAAAUAACUGUAAAAUGUAAAUCAGUUUUGAACAUUAGACUUUUAUGAUAUUUUUUUUCCUAAAAUUUAAAUAUAAUCAUUUAACAAAGCAGUUCCUUCAUAAGGUAUAUAUAUAUAUAUAUAUGUACUGCAUAGUAACUAUUCCUAAUUAUGUCAUAAAUAUUAAACAUACUAAUUAUGACACCUUAAUAAUAUUGAACAAAUUCAUUUAAAUAUGAACUAAAAAUUGAUCAUUUUUUUAAAUUAUGUAAUAAUUAUUGAUUUCUGAUCAAUGAAUUCAUUCAAUAAUCAAUUUAUUAAAAAUAAAAUACAAAAAAAUAAUUUAAAACAUAUACGUUUUAAUGAUUUUUUAUCUUAUUCAUCAUCAAAUCAAUAUUUGAAUCAUAUAAAUUUAUAUAAAUCAAAUUUUAAUAUAAAUUAUUCAUCUAAUAUAGAAAUUAAUAAUAUUAUUAAUUUAGAUACAAUAUUUUUAUCAUUACAUAAUAAUAAUAAUAAUAAUCGAUUAUGUAAUAAAGAAAUUUCAACAAUUUUAAAGAAAAAAGAUUUCAAACAAUUUUCAAUUAUUUCUAAUAUAUUGAAUUUCAAUUAUCCACAUAAUAAGAAUUUAUUGUAA
Messenger RNA from Schistosoma rodhaini, 1135 nucleotides. The record is from the annotation of a GenBank genome assembly. NCBI's taxonomy places the organism in Eukaryota, Metazoa, Platyhelminthes, Trematoda, Strigeidida, Schistosomatidae.